AGACAAGGAACCGGAGCUACAAAUGGAAAAGACAAGACAUCUGGUGAGAAUGAUGGGCAAAAGAAGGUUCAAGAGGAAUUUGACAUAGACAUGGACGCGCCAGAGACAGAGCGGGCGGCCGUGGCGAUACAGUCCCAGUUCAGAAAAUUCCAGAAGAAAAAAGCGGGGUCCCAGUCCUAGUAGCUACCUCACAGCAUAAAACAAAGUAACCCUGAAAUGAUUUAUCGAGAAAACCCGAAAUAACACAGAGAUGCAUGUACAGAAACGAUCAGUAUUUAAAACCCCAUUGGCAGAUACCAAACCAUGAGCUUGUGUGUGACUUCAUCCCAGAUGUUUCACGCCCAUUAUCCUCUGUAACUCACCAUUUUACUUGAUGUUGUAAUAAAAAGUUAGGGUGAAGUAAUUAAAGUGUCUGCCUUCAUCUGUCUUUUCAUAUUAAUCCAGCAACUGCAGCGUUACAAAUGAUCCCAGCCCAGAUGCCUCCUUCCCUCUUCACGUAAAGCUCGGAGACAGAACAGCACCGUAUGUUGCAGGGUUUUUGCUGAGGGCUGAGAUAAUGUGUCUCAGCCCUGCUCACCUCGUUUGGAGGAUUCCAGCUGCCAGCCCAAUGUGACAAUAAAAUUGCUUUCUUGUAAUGAGCUGAAAGUAAAAAAAAGUUGCAGUCAGAGCUGGCAUGAGGAGAAGAGGUGUAGGAAGCAGUGAGCGGUUUGGUUCUGUCUUGCAAUUGUGUCAGUAAAGUGGUUUAAGUGGGGAAAUUGUCCCUGUCCUUCCUCUUUGCAUGAUAAUGUACAGAAUUACCCAGCUUGGACCACAUUGACUGUUAUGCAAAGAAAAUAAUAAAUCAGACAAAAAAUGCAGAAA
Acanthisitta chloris (rifleman) is the source of this 861-nucleotide messenger RNA. RefSeq names its product Purkinje cell protein 4 (gene PCP4). Lineage: Eukaryota; Metazoa; Chordata; Aves; Passeriformes; Acanthisittidae. Gene Ontology annotation, cellular component: cytoplasm. The annotation marks the transcript as partial. The record is from RefSeq and is a predicted model, not a curated record. The transcript is spliced from 2 exons. Gene Ontology annotation, molecular function: calcium ion binding; calmodulin binding.